Messenger RNA from Physella acuta, 2224 nucleotides. Its product is annotated as ceramide kinase 1. NCBI's taxonomy places the organism in Eukaryota, Metazoa, Mollusca, Gastropoda, Physidae. Gene Ontology annotation, biological process: ceramide metabolic process; phosphorylation. The record is from RefSeq and is a predicted model, not a curated record. Gene Ontology annotation, molecular function: ceramide kinase activity.
UUAAAUCCUGACAUGAUUGUAAAAUGCCCCAAAGGCUUAGGCCUACAUUACUAGACUCGAUCUACACCUUCUAAUCCAGAUCUAGACUAGACCAGAUGCCUAACGAGAAUUUAUUUUCACCAUUUUCAGACACUUUUAAAUGUCUUUAGUCGGCUUUAGCUCGUAAGCUGACCCCACUACAUCGUUUUUAAAAGCUGCACAGGACACCCAUAAGGAAUGGAUGUUUUUUCUGUAAAGUUAAAAAGCUAUUUAUUUAAAUCACUUAACUUCUGGAAGUAGCUACUUGUAUUCAAGUAAAAAUCUAAGAAUGUCCAGUGCAGGUGAUGAAGUUGAUGUAAACAAUCACUUAGACAAGAAAGGAAACCGCUUAAAACCAGAACCCCAUGAUACUGAUAUCUCAGUAGAGGCUAGCAAAAUUUCAAAAGGUGGAUAUGAUGAUUCAUCAGAGGGGGAGACAAUCUUGGACGGGCAGGUGACAAUAUCGGGGAAGGAGAAACACAUGCAGCUGAAAUCAAAUGGACUUAAGAUUGCUGCCUGUAAAGUGAAUCUAAAGAAGGACAAACCCGAAGUUCUCUUUCUGCCUUGGAGAGAUGUGAUUUCAGUUGCCAAAGAUUCAAAGUCUUCACACCAACCUAACUCAUCUUUCAUUAUUCAUUACAUACAAAACCGAUCCAAUUGCAUUUUAAGACUAACAUCUUUAAAGAUAGAAGAUGCUGGUGGACAUGCUGAGAAAUGGGUCAGCGUCAUUCAAGACCAGUAUAACAAAGUGAGGGGGCGUCCGCACAAGCUUUUUGUUCUCAUAAAUCCCAUCGGAGGAGCUGGUAGAGCCAGGCAGAUCUACCACAAAAGUGUGGCCCCUAUCUUUGAACUGGCACAGAUAGCUACUACAGUUGUAGCAACUGAAAGAUCCAAACAUGCCCUAGAAAUUGGAGAAACCCAUGAUUUUUCAUCAUACGAUGGCAUUGUGAUAGUAGGUGGUGAUGGGUUGUACCAGGAACUGUUACAAGGUUUCACAGUACAGACACAGAAAAAAGCUGGUGUCAACUACCAUAGUCCAGACACCAAGUUUGUUCCUCCUCCCAUCCCUAUUGGUAUCAUUCCUGCUGGUACAGGAAAUGGUGUCAGUAGAUGGAUCAAUGGGACUAUUGAUUUUGAAACAUCGGCAUUAAAUAUAGUUAGAGGUGAACAUCAUAGAGGCCAGAUUUUUACAGUACACAGUGAUGAUAAAUUUAUAUGUGUCAGUGCCCUAGUGUUUGGCUAUGGAAUGUUCUCAGACAUGAUCAAAAGAACUGAUGAAUUAAGGUGGAUGAAAAGGGCUCGAUAUCCAUAUGCUGCUGUUGUAACCUUGUUUAAAAAGAAGAGACUUUUCAAAUGUGAGUUAACAUACUGUGUCUCGGAUGAGAAAACAAGUCACAUAAACAAUAGUACUGAGGAUGUAAAUAGUGAUGGAGACACACUAUCAGGGAACCAGAAAGAAGAGUGGUUGACGUAUACAAAAAGCAAUCACACUUACUGUGGUAUAUUCAGCUUCACCUGUGAUACAAUAGUUAAUGGAGACAGUUUGGUGUUAAAUCCAUUUGGCACACAUGUCCAACUUGGCAUCGACACUGGCUGUGGCCAGAUUGCCUUGUUGAAAAAUUUACUCAAGUUUUCUUCAGGCAAAAAGACUUCAUCCACCACGCCAGAGAACCUAGACUUUAUUUCUAACGUGACAGCGUUUAAAAUCAAAUUGCUGAGAGACGAGGAGUCUGAAGAUCACCUGACAGGUGCACAGGCCCAGAGCAGGGAGCUGGAGAAGCUUCUAGACAUUGACGGAGAAGUUGUUUGCUUGGAGAAACCAGAGAUGGAUGUCAGGCUUCAUGUUUCAUUUGUUCCACUGUAUGGGAAGGCUAAAGUUAUCAAAACAGAAUGAGUUAAUGGAUUAUCAAAACGCUCAAGUAAAAAAAAAAAAUUUCUCCGAACUCAAUCAUUUGUUAUACUGUACAGUGUUGAAGAUUGAAAUAUUAGGAUUGGAUUAGUUAGAUCUCAUAUAUAAAAAUACGAAAACAUAAAAUGUUGCAUUGAGAGUCUUGUGUGUGUCUUUGUACCAAUAUUUGUUCACGACUUGGUGUUUGAAAUCACUCUAUUUUUACACCAGACCUCCCCCCCUCCCCCUCUGUGCCUCUCUGUGUGCCUUUUUUUUGUUUUUCCUUUUAGUAUUAAAUGGCCUGCUGUCUCUGUACCA